UUCACGUAAAAAUGUUCCAACACCCCACUCAAGCGCGCCCCCAAACGAAAACCAACCAUACGCAAAAAAACGUUUUUGCAUUACUCUGUCUUGACUUCAACAAUCCCAAAUUCUUUACUUACCGCCGUCUCUUUUCUCUCGAUCCGCGCUUUUUUGUCUCCUCCCCAUACGCACUUCUCUCUCCCUCUCGCUCCAAUCUUGAAGCCGUUGAUUCGUCUAUUUUCUUGCUGAUCAUCAUUUCUUACAAAUUUUCUCGCGAUUUGCGAUCGUUCGGAAGAUCUUUUCAUGGCUGUCUGUAAACGCCUGGCUCAGUUUGGGGCUAAUUCGAUUCGAGGGUUUUCUUACGGUUCUCUUGGUGCUUUUGAGAUUAGCUGUAGAAGGAUUUCGGAGUUCGCUAAACCUAAUGGAAACCGUGCAUUUCUCGUUGACACAUUAGCUCUGGUUAGGAGUUUGGAGGCACAAGGCGUGCCCUCGAAACAAGCCGAGGCGAUUACUGCUGCCAUCAUUAAGGUUUUGAAUGAUAGUUUGGAGAAUGUGGCCCAUUCUUUUGUUUCCAAAGCAGAAAUGCAGAAGUCAGAGAUGCUUCAAGAAUCAAAUUUGUCCAAGUUUAAAUCUGAAGUACAAGGUUCCCAGGAGCAUCAUUUUUCUAUGUUGCAACGCGAGACUGAGAAGCUUCGUGGUGAUAUAGAGAAGAUGCGGAGUGAACUGCGGUACGAGAUUGACAAGGUCACUGCAGGGCAACGUUUAGACUUGAAUCUUGAAAGAGGGCGCAUACGUGAUGAGCUGGCAAAUCAGAAUGCAGAAACAACGAACCUCACAAACAAACUUGAUCGAGAGAUUCACGCAUUAAGAGCUCAAUUGGAAGCUGCAAAAUAUGAUGUGAUCAAAUAUUGCAUUGGUACCCUUGUCUCCAUAUCUGCAGUUGGUCUUGCAGUUAUUCGCAUCUUGAUGUAGUCCAUAACUUCUUUUCCUAAUCACAAUUGUACUAGACAAAUGUAGAAAGAAAUAUUAGAUGUCAUUCUUUCGAAGGCGAUUUUAAUGCCAGAAAAAUUUCAAAUUUGUGCAGUUGUUGGCUCAAAGAGUACAUCUAUAUUGCUUGGAACAAGUCAUUUUGUUCCCCUCCGAGAUUCAUGCAACUACUGUUGCAUAUUUUUUAGUACUUUGCAUAUUUUAGAGGCAAAGCAGAAGAUACAUUGAUAAAUGAAUAUGCUACGUUGAGGGCACUCUGAUUUACGUUUACAUGUUUUCUCGCCUUUAUAAUCUUGGCUUGUUUAUCAUAAUUAAUUCUUAAGGAAAUUUGAGAUUUGCUCCUAGUGACAAUUUUUAUUGCAGAACACCCCGAGG
Molecule: messenger RNA, 1344 nt
Organism: Morus notabilis
Lineage: Eukaryota; Viridiplantae; Streptophyta; Magnoliopsida; Rosales; Moraceae
Product: protein FMP32, mitochondrial
Exons: 7
Coding region: 286-954 (222 amino acids)
Cellular component (GO): mitochondrion
Source: RefSeq, a predicted model, not a curated record